Molecule: messenger RNA, 2226 nt
Organism: Carcharodon carcharias (great white shark)
Lineage: Eukaryota; Metazoa; Chordata; Chondrichthyes; Lamniformes; Lamnidae
Gene: dthd1
Product: death domain containing 1
Exons: 13
Coding region: 1-2226 (741 amino acids)
Biological process (GO): signal transduction
Molecular function (GO): protein binding
Source: RefSeq, a predicted model, not a curated record
AUGCGAGUCCGUCAAUUGAUCUGGCACAUGUUGUGCAAUGCAAAUGUCAGCAGCUGCAAGAAGAAUCGACUCUUUGCAGAAUUGGAUGAUGAAGAUGAUCCUCAAAUUGCCUGUUAUGUCACAGCACCUUUUAUCAUAGCCCAGAAAUUGUCGUGCAGAAUAAUCAAUGAUAGGAGCUCAAUGGUUGUAAGUGAUGGUGAAGAACUGGUUAGUAAUGUGAUCAGCAUUGGGUGUACAGACUCCAGGAUAAAGAUCCCAUUUCCUGUCAGAGUUGCUAUACCAUUCACUGCACGCUACCAGGGGCAUUAUCGUGACAUUAUGGUAAAGGUGUCAGAUGCCACACCACAUUCAAGCUAUAUGAGUCCUAUCUCCUUAGAGAGAAUGUCCAAUGGACAUAAGGGAUCGUGUGCAGAGGUUAAGAUAUAUAAACUUGGCAUCUUUUCAGUUGUGUCUUGUUUAAGAAAAGAGACAUUUACGAUACCUAGAAAAGGUUUAACCUUGAAGCUGAGCAUGGAUUCAAGAAUUGCACUGACUUACCUCCCUGGAUCAUUCAGUGUCCCUGUGGUAGUUCAGUCAAAGGUUCAGCCAAUUGAUUCAACACUGUUGUCUGGAAUGAAAUCAAGACAAGAUAUAUAUCAUCCCAUAAUCUCCACCAGCCCCCUUGUUCAUAUCAAACAUCCAUCAACUCAGCAGUUUCGGAAAUCAAUUACAGUCACUUUGCCCUGUCCACCAAACCCAGACAAGAAGAGAUUAGGUGACGAAACAGACCAUGCUCGAGCAGCCACGGCCAUGGUACAGAGAGGCCUCAGCCAUCGCAUUCGAUUAAUGAGUGCCCCUGUAAAAAAACAUGGAGAGGCAAUCAAUGAAUCUUUAAAACUGUUAGGUUUUAACUCCAAGGAUGAGGAAUGGCUGGUGAUGGACAACAUAGCUGUGAAAGAUGUGCAAAAUGGGCUGGUCGCAUUUGAAAUUGCUGAACAUCUAGACAGAUUUAUAGUCCUUCGCUUUUCAUCUUCAGUGGAUAAUAGCUGUUUGAUUCCUUUUAUACAUGAUCUGGAAGAAGCAAUCCAAUUCACUAUGGUUAAUGUUAUUAUGUAUCACAAAAGAGACAAUUUCCACCACAUUGUAGUCCAGAUGGUGCCUUCCAAAGAUCUACAAUGGGAACUAGUGAAGCUUCGUGAAGAGGGAUACAGAGGCCCGCCAGAGCCAUCUGAAGAGUUCCCAAUGAGAGAGGGUGAGCAGCUCAGCCUCAAGCUUAGUGGCAACAUUAAAUCAUUAGGGGGUGGGGAUGGAGGACAAAGAUACCCAUUAAUAUUUCACUCUCAGCGGAAAGCCAGACUGGAACUUGAUCUAACUGAAGUAGAUGAGUUUGGCAACUACUGCUCUCCUCACUACAAAGGGAUGGCAAUAUUUUACAAAAUAACCAAAGAAGAGCUAACCCAGCAUGGAGUCUAUCACAUGGUGGAUAACCAGCAGUACAAUCCUGUGUGCAAACUGGCACUAACAUUGCCCAAGCCUUUUGAGGGACAUAAGUUGGAAGACCUAUUAGUUGCAAUUGUCAAUGCGGAAGAGGCCGAAGUUACAUGCAAAAACGAAGGAGAAGAUGGCUCAAAGCAAAAGGGGAAGUCCCAGAUCAGGCGUGGAGUGGCCUACAUGAGGCCCUUCACUCACUUUGUGGAUUGUGCCAUCGCGCUGAUUGGUAAGGAUGUGGACUGUGACUGUGAUGAUGAUGAGGAUGGUGGCGAACACCCAUCAGCCCAUGGCCAAGACUGUGACAUUCCGAAGCAGGCCCGAAGCAUCAACGGAAACCUCCCACUUCCCGGGAGCUGUUUCGUGGCAAUUGCUGCGGACCUGCCUGAAGUCUUGAACUCUAGCUCAGGGUCAAAGACAUUUGCUGGGGGCUCCAGGGAGCAGGGGAAAUUGCUCAUUGGAAAUUCAAACUGCCCAGAAACAACACCUGAGAAUAUGUUUUAUUGGCUGGCUUCAGAACUUUCUGAAGAAGAUGCCAUAACGCUUGUGACAUCCCUUUGCAUUCGGCGAAGCACCAUUCAGCUUGUUAAGCUGACCAACCCUGAUGAUUUAACAGAUCAGAUUUUCAAACUUCUCAACAUGUGGAAAAAGAAUCUACCAACAUCGACAAAUAAAAUACAGAUCCUAUCCCGACAUUUGAAAAGGUGCGGAAGGGAAGAUUUAGCAGAACAGUUAUGGUCAAAACAGGAUUCUGGAUGA